AAAAGACAAAACUUCUUCUUCUUUGUAUUCAAGACCAUUUUUACAGGACAACAGCAAACUCUUCAAGACUUGAUACAUAAACCAGUCUUCAAUAUCAAUCAUCGUUUGUCUUUUAGGCAACAUAAAUCUACUGAAAAAACUACUGAUGAUAUGGAUAUUAGUCAAGAUACUUUUGCUUCUUCAUCUGAAAGCGGUGGCGCAGCAAAAUCCAAUACAGAUAAUCAAGUAAUACCAGAAAAUCCAGAUGCACCAAUUGAUGGUGAAAAAAAUGAUGAAAUGAUCGUAGACAAUGGAAAAAUUGAUAAUCAAACAAAUGAUCAAUCUUUUAAUAAGGAUAAUCAGAAAAAUGGUGAUACUAAUGACAUAAUUAGUGAUAAUCAUUCAGAAAUUUUUAAUAAGGCUAAACCUAUUUUAGUUAAAAUCAAAAAAGAUUCUAUUCCAGGAAACAAUAUUAUUCAAAAAAAGUUUAAUUUGAGAAAACAACUAGCUGGAAUUAAUGUUACUCUGGCCGGAGGAGUUAUCUUAAAUAAGAAAGAACCAGAAUUUAUCAUUUUACCAAUCAUGAAAAAUGAUUAUGAUAAAAUUAUUAAUCUAGAAAUUGAUAUUAUAGAUGAUGAACAUACUAAUAGUAAGGUUAAGGAAAUAAUAAAAUUUACACCAUAUCAAAAAACUAAAAAAGUUUUUACUGAAGAAGAAAUUAAAGAUAGAAAUUGUAGAACGAUUAAAGUUAUAAAUAUUCCAAUUGAAAUUCCUAAUUAUCAAAUUAGAGCUGUAUUUAACAAAUAUGGUGAAAUAGAAGAAAAUGGCUUUUAUACCAAAAUUAGAAAUUUAUAUAUUCAAGCUUUCAUUACAUAUAAAAAAGAAGAAAGUCUACAAAAAUUUUACAAAGGCAUAUGGUCAGAAUGGAUUGGAAAACAUCAAGUACUUAUUGUGCCAAAAAUUUUGUCAGAAGAUGAAAUAGAAAAAAGAUCAAUGUAUACAGUUAAAUUAACUGGAUUACCAUGGAAUUCAACUGCUUAUGAUAUACAUGAAGCUUUAGAAGUUAACAAUCCUAAGUAUAUUUUUAUACCACGUAAUCCAAAUAAUAAUAAACCAUUGAAUUAUGCAAUAGUUUAUUAUGAAAAUGAUGAAGAUAUAGGUAUUGCAGCAGAAAGAAAUAUUAUUUUUUGUAAUAAAACGCUUCAUUGGGGAACUCCAGGUGAAAAAUCAUGCUAUAGAUGUAGUUCCUUUGAUCAUUUAAUUAGUAAGUGUGAUAUUGAACUAUCUGCUAAACCACGUGUAAUGAAUAGAAAGCAAAAGCUUAAGGAGUUUCGUCAAGAAAAUAACAAGAAGUUUAAAAAAGGCAGUUAUGCAAAU
Rhizophagus irregularis DAOM 181602=DAOM 197198 is the source of this 1356-nucleotide messenger RNA. The record is from RefSeq and is a predicted model, not a curated record. Lineage: Eukaryota; Fungi; Glomeromycota; Glomeromycetes; Glomerales; Glomeraceae.